AUGAACAGAAGCAUAGCAGUACUCAUCAGCGUUAUCAUCAUCGUUCUAAUCAUCAUCACCAUCAAACUCCUCCGUCACAUAAUCCACCGUCACUUUUCCGACACCAUCACCACCACCACAACAACAUCACCAUUAUCAUCUCUACCACCACCAUCACCACAGCCACAGAUCAAUCACUCACCACCACCGCAAAUCCGUACACAUUCGCCACAACCAAAUCCCAAAUCAGAUCAACACAAUCAGGACCUUAUAAAUUCUUUACCUACUUUCAGAUUUGAAUCAAUCAAAGGAAUUCGUGAAUCUACAUCCUCCUUAUCUUCAGCAUCAACAGCAGCAACCACGACGGCCACACUUGAUUGUGCGAUUUGUAUUUCGAGAUUUGAGAAACAAGAUCAAUUGAGGUUGCUUCCGAGUUGUUGUCAUGUAUUUCAUUCUGUUUGUAUUGAUCAGUGGAUUUUGCUGUCGAAUUACAAUUGUCCGAUUUGCAGAUCUGAUGUGAAACUUUCAGUUGACGGUGAAGAUGAUGAUGAUGGAGAAUUGAAGAUGAUUUCGUCGUCUUCGAGAAGUUUCAGAAUUGAGAUUGGAAGUGUGAGUCGGAGUAGUAGAAUUGAGAUUGGAAGCUUCUCUGCCAGUGAUUUGCAGAAUCGGUCUUACUCGCUUGGAUCGUUUGAGUAUUGGGUUCAGGAUUUCGAUGCUGAGGUUUUCGUGGAAUUGGAAAGGAUUAAUGAGAAUCGAGCUCAAUCUGAUGAAGUUUCAGUUUCUGCUGGUGGCGCUGCUGGUGGUGAUGAAGCGGCGGAGAUUGUGAUUGAGGAUCCAGUUCCAGCUGAAUCUGAUGAAGCUGCGUCUUAUGCUAGAUCUCUGUCAUAUUCUUUGCAGUUUUCUGAUAGGUUUUAUGGUGGACAGAGGAGUGGUGGUGGAAUGGAUGAAGGCGGCGGCGGUGGAAGGGUUUGGGAUUUGGAGGGAAAUCGAUUUGGGGAAGAACUCUCUGGAUUCUUUGGUUUUCUCUCGAGGGCAUAA
Messenger RNA from Papaver somniferum (opium poppy), 1017 nucleotides. Its product is annotated as E3 ubiquitin-protein ligase ATL4-like. The transcript has a single exon. NCBI's taxonomy places the organism in Eukaryota, Viridiplantae, Streptophyta, Magnoliopsida, Ranunculales, Papaveraceae. The coding region runs from base 1 to 1017 and encodes 338 amino acids. The record is from RefSeq and is a predicted model, not a curated record.